Molecule: messenger RNA, 1437 nt
Organism: Melozone crissalis (California towhee)
Lineage: Eukaryota; Metazoa; Chordata; Aves; Passeriformes; Passerellidae
Gene: IRX2
Product: iroquois homeobox 2
Exons: 4
Coding region: 1-1437 (478 amino acids)
Biological process (GO): neuron differentiation; regulation of transcription by RNA polymerase II; cell development
Cellular component (GO): nucleus
Molecular function (GO): DNA-binding transcription factor activity, RNA polymerase II-specific; RNA polymerase II cis-regulatory region sequence-specific DNA binding
Source: RefSeq, a predicted model, not a curated record
AUGUCCUAUCCUCAGGGUUACCUCUACCAGCCCCCCGGCUCGCUGGCUCUGUACUCCUGCCCGGCGUACGGGGCGUCGGCGCUGGCGGCCCCCAGGAGCGAGGAGCUGGCCAGGUCUUCGUCGGGAUCGGCGUUCAGCCCUUACCCGGGAUCGGCAGCUUUCACCGCCCAGGCGGCGGCCACAGGCUUCACCAGCCCGCUCCAGUACUCCACAGACCCCGCCACGGGAUUCCCCUCCUAUAUGGGCUCCCCUUACGACGCCCAUACGACGGGGAUGACCGGAGCCAUCAGCUACCACCCGUACGGCAGCCCUGCCUACCCCUACCAGCUCAACGACCCCGCGUACAGGAAAAACGCCACCCGCGACGCCACGGCCACGCUGAAGGCCUGGCUGCAGGAGCACCGCAAGAACCCCUACCCCACCAAGGGCGAGAAGAUCAUGCUGGCCAUCAUCACCAAGAUGACCCUCACCCAGGUCUCCACCUGGUUCGCCAACGCCCGCCGGCGGCUCAAGAAGGAGAACAAGAUGACCUGGGCCCCGCGGAACAAGAGCGAGGACGAGGACGACGACGAAGGCGACGGGGCGAGGAGUAAGGAGGAGAGUCCCGACAAGAUGCCCGAGAGCAACGAAACCUCUGCGGAGGACGAAGGGAUCAGCUUGCAAGUCGACUCGCUGACGGACCACUCCUGCUCCGCCGAAUCGGACGGCGAGAAGCUGCCCUGCCGAGCGGGAGACCCCCUCUGCGAGUCGGGCUCGGAGUGCAAAGACAAAUACGAGGACAUCGAGGAGGAGGAAGAGGACGACGACGAGGACGACGAGGAGGACAUCGAGGAGGACGACGGCGGCGGCGGGGAGCGCGACCCGCCGGCCAAGCCCGCCACCUCCUCGCCGCUGGCGGCCGUGGAGGCCCCGCUCCUCGGCCACCCGCACGCCGACGCCGCCCGCAGCGCUGGCAAGGCGGCGCUGGGGCCCCGCGCCUCCCCCGGCCCCCCGACGCCGGCCAGCAAGCCCAAGCUCUGGUCUCUGGCCGAAAUCGCCACCUCGGACCUCAAGAGUCAGACCCUGGGCCAAGGCUGCCAGCCCGCGCCGCUCUCCUCGGCCACCCCCGCCUCCGCCCCGCACAGCGCUGCCUACUCGCCCUCCUCCCUCCUGGGGAGGCAUAUUUAUUACACCUCACCUUUUUAUAGCAAUUAUACAAACUAUGGGAACUUUAACGCUCUGCAGAGCCAGGGAAUCCUGAGAUACAACUCGGCAGCAGUGGCUUCAAACGAGGGACUAAGUCAGACUGUCCUAAAUGCCAGCUCUGUCCACAAACAGAGCAGUGACUCUUUGAAAACGAUCACUAACCAGCUAGAACAACAUUACAGGCCCUCUAGCUAUGACUCUAAGAAAGAUCCCACUGAAGUCUGCACAGUAGGAGUACAACCAUACCUAUAG